Molecule: messenger RNA, 4527 nt
Organism: Cladocopium goreaui
Lineage: Eukaryota; Dinophyceae; Suessiales; Symbiodiniaceae
Source: the annotation of a GenBank genome assembly
AUGUCCAAGAAGCAGAAGGGGGGGGCCAGAAGGACACAAGUUCCUGAGGUGGAUGAGGAAGUGCCCUGGCAGACCUUCACACUGGAGUUCAAGUACUCAACCCUGAAGAGGGUGUUUGUUGAAGUGCUGAAGCAAUUCCCUGGCCUGAAGGACAGGUUCCCUGUCAGCCAACAAGGGAAUGCUGCCAAGGCAUUUGCAGAUGGCAUUUUGGUUGUCUGCAACCAUGCCAGGAGGAUUGGCAGAGAUGAGGGCAGACUGGCUGAGGCUUGCUCCAAACUCACAAGUUUCCAAGCUAAAAAGCUGGAAGAGAUAGCAGGGUUGCUGAAAAAAGAUGAGCAGCCUGCAAAAAGGUUUGGAGAAGAUAAGGAAGAAGCCACCCCAGUAAAGAAGAAGAAGAAGAAUGAAGAAGAGAAGAAGGGUGUAAGCCCUGGCACAGCAGCACUGUUGGAAGAGUUCCAGAUCCCUUCCACUCAAGAGGGGGAAUCAGAAGAUGAAGGCCUGCUGGCUUCUGCCAGGAAAAGCAAGCCAAUCCCUGUGAGGAAAGCUCUGCUGAAAGCUGAAGUAGCCAAGAAAAGGCCUGCUGCAUGCAAGAAACCAGCUGCUGCCUGCAAGAAACCAGCUGCUGCCAAGGCCCCUGGAACUGGCAAACUUGGCGAUGAGCAGUCAGUGACACAGCCUUUGAUCCUCAUGCCCUACAAGAAAGUGGGGAGCUGUGCUGUGAGGAUCAGAGGGGGCCAGCAGAUACUGCAAGUGAAGAGUCACAAGGGCUUGGAGCAGAGCAAGAAGAUUGCAGCAGAGCUGAAGAAGAUGUUGGAGGAUGGCAAGACUUUGGGUGAAGUGAAGGCCCAAAGCUUGGCAGGUAGCAGCCAGCCCAAGGGAGUAGCUGAAGCCAUGGACCCUGCUGGGAAGGGCAAGAAGGGUGAGAAGGGCAACAAGGGAGGGUGGACAGAGAACUGGGCAGGAAAAGGAAUGCCUCCAGGAGUGAUGAAGCUGGACUUCGAGUCAACCCGCAUGUACCUGAUUCGAGUCAAGCAGCAGGUGGCAGAAGGAAUGGCAGACCAGGACUUCUACGAGGUGAUGGUGGAGAGGAUGCUUGAGGAGCCAUGGGAGGAGCCCCUGCCCCAGAAGGAGGAGGAGGAGGAGAAGCAUGGCCUAAUGCUCCCUGGAACAACCCAGCCCCACAUGGAGGAAAAGGGAAGAGUGAGGCUGCAAGUGGGGAUGGAGGAGGAAAAGGGAAGAGUGAUAUUGGAGGAUCUGGAGGAGGAAAAGGCAGUGAAGGAUCUGCAGCACCUGCAGCCCCACAUGCAGGAGGAGGAGGAGGAGGAAAAGGCAAGAGUGAAGGAGAUGGAUCUGCACCAGCUGGAGGAGGAGGAGGAAAAGGCAACAGUGAGGGAGAUGGAGCUGCACCACAUGAAGGAGGAGGAGGAAAAGGCAAGAGUGGGGGAGAUGGAGCUGCACCAGCUGCAGCCCCACAUGGAGGAGGAGGGGGAGGAGGAAAAGGCAAGAGUUGGGGAGAUGGAGCUGCACCAGCUGCAGCCCCACAUGGAGGAGGAGCUUCAUCUUCAGCAGGUGGUGGAGCAGGAGGAUGGGAUGGAAGCUGGGAUGGCUGGAGCGAUUGGGGCUGGCAAGGAGGAUGGGAAGGCUGGGAAGAUGGCAGCUGGCAUGGUGGAGCAGGUGGUGGAGCAGGACUGGGAAGGGGGCGACAGAGAAUUCUGGGAAGCCCUAGUCUUCAUGGAUCUGGACUAUGUGAUGAUCCACUGCAGGGAUUGCCAGAGGAUCAGCUAUGUCACAAAGAAGAGAGCUGGAUGCACAUCCUACAGAGGCAGGAUGAAGACUAUGGAUCUCAUUCGCAAUGUGAGGCCUGCAGCUUCCUUGCAAAGGCCUGCUUCCAAGCAGGAGGAGCAGGAAGCUGAGCCAGAGGAGCCUGAGCAUGUUCCUUUGACUGCUCAGGCAGUCAAAGACCACAACAAGUUUUGUGAGGAGGCUCAAGGCAUGAGUGUUGGCCAGUUUGAGAAAGCCUUGUCCUGUCUGGAUGGUGCUGCAAGCCAAAGGCUUUGGAAAGCUUUCGAAAAGUCCAGGAAGUCUUCUGGAGAACAGGAGAAAUACCUGGAGGCCACCACCAGUGCCAAGGAAGGAAGCUUGGCCAAGAAGAGAAAGCUUCUGUUUGGAUGGGUCUGUGAUGGCAAAGAGACAGGAGAGCACUACAAGUCCAUGGUGGAGACUGUCUCCCUGAAGAAGUCUGAGGGUGUCACCAGCACUUGGCUGACAAAGAACCAGGCACUGCAGCACUGGGGCAAAGAAGAGCUACAAGAAAGAGUGGCCUCUGGAAGUAUAGUGGCCAGGAAGGACCCUUCUGACUCCAAGUACUGGCAGUUCAAGGCCAACACUGAGGAGUCUAAGGUGUUUGUGAACAGGGAGAAAGCUGUGUCCUGGGCCAAGAAGGGCAAGAGCAACAACAAGGAGCUGAGCAAACUGCUUCAGACCCAGGGCCUGGAGAAGCUGACUGAGAAAGAGUUCACUGAGAAAAAAGAGAAGAAGGAGAAUAAGAAGGACAAGUGGGAGGAGAUAUCCCAGGUAUGUGAAGAUGAGAGCCAAAGUCAGCUGCAAAGCAGACUGAUGAGCUUCAAGGUGGAGCUGAUCAAGGACUUGGCAGUGUUGGAUGGCUACACCCAUGAGAAGGGCCUGGCAAAGUCCUUGCUCAAGGAGGCUGUGCAGGAACACAAACGAGGGCAAGCUGUUGUGUCCCUGCUGGCCAAGCUGCACAAGAGCAAAGCCAAGAAGAAAGAAGCAAAGCCAGCCCUCCAGACAGCCCUGACAACUCUGAGGGCCUUGAAGGCCAAGAAGCUCCAAGUGGCCAAAGCCUUGAAGGUCAAAGUUAAGUUGGGCUGGACAGCCCCUGCCAAGGUUAAGUUGGGCUGGACAGAGGUCGCUUCAGCUGCAGUGAAGAGUGGUGCUGACAAUGCAGAGAUGAGAGCCCUGCAAGGAUUAGGAGGUAUGGGGCAUGCAAGAGGAAAUGUUCACAGGGACUUGGUGAGAAAAUAUUUCUCACUGCCGCUGUCCCCAGAGCCAUGGGAAAUCCAAUGCCCCUUGGCUGUGAAGCAAGGGGGGCACAGGAUUGAGAAGGAAGCAUCUACUCACAUGUUGCUGCCCCAUCUUUGGGUGAUUGAGGCCCAGGAGAACAACUUCUUGGGUAACCUGUGCUGCAAGGAUGAGGAGAUUGCUGCCUUUUGGAAGAGUCAAAUGAAGAGCCCCCAAAUGACACCUGAGCUGAAACAAGUGAUAAAGACUUCACAGCCAAGCCAGCUCCCAGUACCAUACCUCUUGCAUGGAGAUGCAGCACCCUUCACAGAAGUGGACAGUAUCCAAGUCCUGAGCUUCAGGUGCCUGCUCUCCAGCAAAGCAGUGACCCAAAGCCAGAUGCUCAUCUCUGCCCUGCCAAAGCUGGCCAUGACCAAGGAGACCUGCAAGAGGAUGAUGGAAGUUUUGGCUUGGUCUUGGCAAGUGCUAUGGGAUGGAGUGGUGCCCAAAAAGGAUAAGGCUGGGGACCCCAUUGAGAAGCACAGAGGUAAGAGGAUGAGAAAGGGGGUGCUGUGGUCAGUGAGUGGAGAUUUGGAAUGGUUUGCAUCAGAAUUUGGCUUUCCAUAUUCUGCAGCCAAUAUGCUUUGCCCCUUCUGCCUGGCAGAUCAAUUCAAGGAGGGGAGCCCCAGACCUUUCACAGACUUCAGGGCCACAGCAGCCUGGAGACAGACUACUCUACCUCCAGCCAAACUUCAGAAGAAAUUUGCAGGUCACCCACUUUUUAGAGGAGGAGGAGGAGCUCCACAUGCAUCAGCUUUGAGCAUUAAGUUGGAUAUACUACAUGUGCUUGACCUGGGAGUGGCAGCCUAUGCCCAUGGCUCCUUGCUGCUAGCCAACUUGAACCAAAAAGUGGUGGAGGCCUAUGACAAGGUUGGGCUGGAAGCCCAAAAGAGGAUGAAGCACUUGUCUUUGUCAGACCUAGCAGAAACUGCAGAAGAAUACCCCUGCCUGAAACAUGUCAAAGGAGCAAAAAUUCGCUACUUUGCCCCUGCAGCCUUCGAGUUGGCCAAGGAGUUCAAUGAGACCAAGAGUGGGAAGCACAGAGAAGCACUGGCUAAGCAGUUGGUGAAAGUGUACAAGAUUCUUGGAAGCAGUUGGGAGGAUUGGGACUUUGAAGCUUUCAAGAAAGCAGUGGACGACUUCAUGGCCCACUACAGCUGGCUGGCAGCCAAUGCAUUGCAUGAAGGCUUGCACCUCUGGAGUUUAGUUCAGAAAUCCCAUGUUUUGCUUCACCUGGCAGAGCAGAGCAAAUUCAUGCACCCCUGCCUGAAUUGGACAUAUGGGAGUGAAUCCUUCAUGGGCUGGACAGUCCAAAUCGCCUCCAGCUGCACAAGUGGCACUCCAGCUGAGAAGCUUCCUUUGAAAGUCUUGCAAAAAUUCAGGCUUGUGUUUCACCUGUACCUGAAAGGGUACAUUUCUUUAGAUGAAGAUGUCGAUGAUAACAGAUGA